Molecule: messenger RNA, 2251 nt
Organism: Microbotryum saponariae
Lineage: Eukaryota; Fungi; Basidiomycota; Microbotryomycetes; Microbotryales; Microbotryaceae
Source: the annotation of a GenBank genome assembly
AUGGAUCUCGAUACACAGAACGGGAACGACAUUGGCAUGAUCAAGGACCGCAAGCCAUUACGCUCUCCGCGGAAACGCACUACCAUCGAUAGGCUCAAGCGCAAGCUCAUCGCCCAUGCCAAGUUCGUCGGACCGGGUGAGCCUGUCUUCCGAGGAAACUGCCCGAAUGAUGGGUCAAAUCAGAGGCUGACUAGAUCAUCGUUACCAUCGUUACACCCAGGUGUGAUCGCAAGCGUGGCCUACAUCGUGAGCACUCCGGCUGUGAUUCGAUGAGCUUGACUCACCGCAGGGCGCUGAUAUAUCCGGCGAGCGCGUCUCUCCCCUUGAAUAGGACCCGGGGAACUGGGCUACCGAUCUUCAAGCCGGCAGUCAAUUCGGAUACAGCCAUCUAUUCAUCAUCCUGCUUUCGGGACUGAUUGCGCUACUGUUCCAAGUCCUCGCGACCCGUCUGGGAUGCGUCAGCGAUCUCGGUCAGUAGUCUUUGCUGGUCGGUUUUCUCCGAUGUUGUUUUCACGAGCUCAACUGACCUUGUGGAGAUGUCGUUGCGCUCGCAGACCUGUCCCAAAACUGCCGAAGAGCGUUGUACGAUAGGCCCAAUCACAAAAAGUUUUAUCGCUGGGGCGUCCUGUAUCCUCUCUACGCCCUGUCCGAGAUUGGCAUCAUCUUCACCGACUUGGCCGAAUUGCUCGGGUCGGCCAUCGCCAUCAACCUCCUUAUUCCUGCCAUUCCCCUCUGGGGCGCUGUCCUAAUAACCUCACUCGACGUGUUCCUCAUCCUGCUGCUCUUUAACCAAUACCCGACCCGAAUGGUCACUCGCUCGAUGCGAAUGUUCGAGCUCUUGAUCGGUCUGCUCGUCAUGACCGUCCUCGGCUCCUUCGUCGCGUUGCUCGUCAAGGUCAGCCCCGUGUGGAAGGACGUCUUCCAUGGCUACGUCCCCGGUUCUGGGAUCAUCCGAGAUGGUGGGCUUUAUGUUGCCGUUGGUAUUGUCGGUGCGACCGUCAUGCCCCACGCUUUCUUCAUUGGGUCCAAGAUGGCGACGAUGAGGAGGCUCGCACCGGAGCAGUACGAAUACGACGAUGACGACGAAGAUCUGAUGGGUGAGAAGAACACGGCAGCUGUUCGAAUGGGGAACAUCUCGACGAUGCCUAGCCCCGCGAGGCGACCAAGCCAUGGAGGAGGCCCGCACCUUCACCUACCGCAGCCCGUUGCGUUGGGGAAUUUCAACAUCCACUCCAAUCGUAACAGAGCGGCCACGUCGACAUCGGCGUCCACCGCUGCGGACAUGAUCGUCGAGACGGGUUCUAUAUCACCUGCUGAGAACUCCGGUGACGCAGCGACCCAAAAGACGGACGACGGAAAGAACCCUGGCCCAUUGUCCGACCACCCCAAGCCCACACUCGCCUGCGUUCGAGCCCAUCUCGGUCAUGCCGUCGCCGAUGUUGCCGGCUCGUUGCUUGGCUUUGCAAUCCUCAUCAACUCGAGCAUCCUCAUCCUCGCUGCCGCCGUCUUCUACUACGGCAAAGGACGAUCCUCGGUCGGCAACGAAGGCGUUUCCGAUCUCUUCGACGCCUUCGAUCUCGUCAAGCAGUACCUCGGCCAAGCUUUCGCGUACCUCUUUGCAAUCGGCUUGUUCAUGGCAGGUCAAUCCGCUUCGUUGACGGUCACACUUUCGGGGCAAAUCAUCUCGGAGGGGUUCAUCGAGUGGCAUACAACACCGUGGAAGCGAAGGCUGGUGACGAGAUUAAUUGGAAUCGUCCCCAGUCUGGCUGUCGCCGUCGCCAUCGGUCGGGAAGGGAUCUCGGUCCUGUUGGUGGGAUCUCAAGUUGCACUUAGUAUUGUGUUGACUUUUGUGCUCGUUCCGUAGGUACUCUACGACGCGCCGAUGCCCGCCCACGAGCGAUGCUGAUCGUACCUCUCACUCCCAUACAGCCUCAUCAUUUUCACCUCGCAAUCGCACAUCAUGUCGAUCCCGAUCACAUCACCAGGCGAAAGCAGUGCACCAAUGGGCACGACCGACUCCUUCGCUCGGGCAUCCGCUACCCCCCUCCUCGUUGAAUCCCCCAUCUUCAUCCGGCGGUCCUUGAAGGAAACCCUCCGGAUCCUGAAUCCCAUCCGCAAGCGCGCCGCGCCAGAAGGACACGUCUCCUUUGUCAACUCGGCUUUGAUCGUCUACCUCUGUUGGGCUUUGUGGCUGCUGAUCACGAUCGCGAACUUCUUCGCGUUGUACGACAUCGGGGCAUCUAAGGAGUGA